Messenger RNA from Lineus longissimus, 4704 nucleotides. Its product is annotated as bone morphogenetic protein 4-like. The coding region runs from base 774 to 1979 and encodes 401 amino acids. The record is from RefSeq and is a predicted model, not a curated record. Gene Ontology annotation, molecular function: growth factor activity; cytokine activity. NCBI's taxonomy places the organism in Eukaryota, Metazoa, Nemertea, Pilidiophora, Heteronemertea, Lineidae. The transcript is spliced from 3 exons. Gene Ontology annotation, biological process: BMP signaling pathway. Gene Ontology annotation, cellular component: extracellular region.
UCUUUGGUCAGCGCAAAGGGACAAGACGAGGAAACUUUCCGCUUGGAUUAAAACACAUCUUUCUCAAAAACUACGAAAUUCUAAUCGUCAAAUUGUGGAUAUCUUGUCUGUGACAUAUUGGACUAGGGAUUACCGCUGAAAAGUCUUAGUGGGUUUGAUCCGGAGUCGAGGAGGGUGGCCUGACGUUGCCCGAGAACGCCAAUCGUUAUCGCAUGAUCUGCCUCCGAGGAUUGCGAUCAGCAGUCAAACUCUGACCAGUUGGUCAAGUGACCAACAGCGGCCAGAGACCGCAGGACAUUCUGGUCAGCACUGGUAGAUUUUUGUGGCUUUUACUUCUAGGAAUGUAGUGAAAUUAUUACUUCGGAUUAUUUUAUUUAUCUAGUCAUGCGCGAGUAUAGUGACUUUAUGACAGCGUUUAUCAUGAUGUUGCAAAAUUCGGAGGGAUGGAGCAAUCCCGAGUCACUCCAGUGAGGGGCCCACACACUUGUCUCCCCUUUACCUCUUAUUUGUGGGGAGUUGGGAAAACUUUUGGAAAUACACUUACUGAAACGGAUAAUUUAAUUAGUCAUUCAUGUACGUACAAUACGUGAAGUAACCUCCUACUGUAGGAUAUAUCAAUACAGAUCUUCAUGACUAUGAGAAAAACUGUAUUGUGGAAAUUUAUAAUUUCGCUUCAAAAUGGAUUUAUGGAUUAUAAACAUUUUCUUGGAAUAUUUUUGUGUUGACAAUCUCUGAAAGACCGCGUGAAGUCGUCAUAACAGACCUGCUACAACAUGUCUGAAGUGAUCGACAUUUUCUUGGUGUUCCUCUGCUGCGCUAUCGUGACCGGACAUAGCCAGAUUGUAUCGGAAGACCCCCAAACAGACGCCACAAAACCCGAGUACACCUCGGAUCAGAUUCACCAGAUAGAACGGAGCCUGUUGCAGAUCUUUGGUUUCAAGGAACGGCCGAAACCCAUACGGAAGGACAUCGUGAUCCCGGACUACAUGGUGGAGCUGUACAAACAGAAGAUGAGAGAUCAGGACGACUUGAGUAUGCAUAUCAACCAGAAAAACACAGACAGUGGCUCGGCAAACACAGUACGGAGUUACUUUCAUCACGAUUCAGACGAUGACGAUGAAGGGUCGGAAGAGGACUGGCAUAAAGUACGACUGGUUUUCAACAUCUCGGACAUACCUUCGAUGGAGUACGUUACGGGCGCCGAAUUACGAUUAUUCAGGGAGAUACCGACGGAUAUAAAAGACGCUGAUAGUGCGGUGAAGCAUCGGAUAGAUAUUUACGAAAUUAUUAGACCCGCCACGAAAAGGACGGAGGCAUUAAAACGUUUAGUAGACACGAAACGCGUCGAUUUACGGAACGCUAAAUGGGAGAGUUUUGAUGUGAGUGAGACUGUCAAUAACUGGCGAAAUGCUAAAAAGUUCAAUAAUGGUUUGGAGGUGCAUUUUCUGACGAAAAAUGGGGACGUUCCCAAAUCUCAGGAGCACGUGAGAUUACGGCGAUCGGUUCGAAGGAAUCGUAAAAAUAAACGUAAUAAACAAAAAGAGGACAAGGACUGGAAUAAAAAGAGACCAGUUUUGGUUAUGUAUAGUGACGAUGGUAAAGCUAGGUCAAGAACUCGUAGAAACAAUCAUAGAAAAUCGCGCAAUCUUAGGCGAAAAAGCAGAGAUCAGUGUCGACGACAUCAGUUGUAUGUAGACUUUAGUGACGUUGGUUGGAAUGACUGGAUUGUGGCCCCACCCGGCUACCAAGCCUACUACUGCCAUGGGGAUUGCCCCUUCCCGCUGGCCGAUCACUUGAACUCGACUAAUCAUGCAAUAGUUCAAAAUCUUGUGAAUUCUGCCUACCCUCAUGUUGUGCCUAAAGCAUGCUGUGUGCCCACGGAACUUAGCCCGAUCUCGAUGCUUUACUUGGACGAGAACGAGAAAGUUGUGUUGAAAAACUAUCAGGAUAUGGUGGUAGAAGGGUGCGGCUGUCGAUAGGCACGGAUUAUUGUCAAAUUCUUGUUAGAUUUGAUGAAUUGAAGUGGAAUUUUGAGCGAUCUCGAGUGUCCUUUUGGCGUCUUAAGGACCGAGUAUUGUGCUUCGAAAACCACUCGAAUGUCCGGGGGCCGUGCCCCAAGCGCCGUGGACACUUGGCGAGUCAAGUUGGGUGUUACCCGUUGCGGUAACACAUGGAAUGUAGGAGAGAUAAUAUGGUAGAAAGCGAUUUGGGAUAUGACGGCCAGAUAUGGGAGUCGGAGAUUUUAAGAAUAUAGAAAUCAGGGAUUCAGAUUGUGCUUUUCAUUACGGACGUUCCGCUGAAGUGAACUUUGCGCGGACAACAUUUGGAGUAAAUAUUUAUCAAGUAAUUAUUACCAAAGUUCCUUAGACAAAUGUGGUGCAGACACUUAAACGUGAUAUCUAAAUAUGACGAUAUUUUCGUUGUAAGUUUCAAAACACUAAGUGUUUAGGAUGACAUUGUACUUAGAAUAUGUUACAAAGUGUUUUUUUGGGAAAUGUAUCACUUUUCACUUUGGGAUUAGUAAUCUUAGAUCUGAUGUGGAUUAUAAAUUUACCCCACGACUACGUAAGGUGAGAGAAAUUGAGGUCUUUGUAAACUUGAAUUUCGCAAAUAUCGUUUAGUGAAAUCUCAAUUUCUGGUAUAUCUGGUCGUGCUGCGGCCAGAAUGCCGAAUUGCUCUUGGUGAUAAUUAUUUAUUACUCUUCAUAACCUCUUCAUGCCCUCACUUAAUUACGAGUACAACAAGAUAUUGUUUGGUUGUCCUUUUCAUUACUACAAGAUUGUUGGUAGGGGUGGGGUGUGGGUCUAGCGUUAAUUAUACACGAAUAAAUAACUUAGUGAGAGAACGCCGUACUGAAUAUACUCUGCAUUUAGUUUUCUCCAUUUGCGAUAUUUCAAUUUAAGCCUGUAAAGAAAAAGAACAUGACCCUGCUUCCAACCAUCCUGUCGACCAUCAUAGCAGCCAAGGCAGAAAAAUAACGAUCAAUAUAGCGGAUUCUUCUGGGGAUUUGGUGGGUCGUAUGGGCGUUUCACUUGCCGUUUAUCGAUAUCUUUCGGGAUUUCCUAUUUUCAAACUGUUACAAACUAACAGGAGCGCACAACAACAAACAUGUCCUGGGAAUGGUUAUAUGAAAAGGGGAAGGGCGUCUUCGAACAUAAAUUGCACUUUUUUUCAACUUUGAGUGAAAAUAAGACGGGUAACCAAAGGCAUCUGACCACAGUCGCCACAUGCUUCAUAAUCGUAUAUUCUGAACCUGAAGCGUGCCGUAAACUUUCUACUGGUAUAGCUCAGCGACCUUUACAAUUUUAAGAGACACACGCUAGUGAUCGAAUUUUACAUCAAGUUGUGUUAGUUGGCAUUUUAAUAAAACUUUAUUACAAUACGGUGGCACUCUUAAAAAUAACGGGUUUUGAGCUUUUGAGGAACAUUUUAGGGUUUUUCGGCCGAACCAAAUAUGCACUUCUAAGAGGUUUUUCGUCAAAUGAAAAAUCCUAGAGGUUUUUGAAAUUCUAAAAACGUCUCAGGGUUUUUCGAUUCGACGGAAAACCGUUAAGGAGUGCAUAUUUGUGUUGGCCAAGAAACCAGGACGGCUCAAAAAAUUAUUUCUAAUAGUGUACAUGACAAUACACGGCGGGGAAGUCAUUUUGAGUGUUCUUUGGUCCAAAUAUUAGUAAGAGGCAGUGUGAAUUUACAAUAUUUCACUUCUUCAGUGAAAUUUACAAUAUGUAACGCAGGCAUUGUAAAUAUGAAACUGUAAAACAGGUUCCAAAAUGUUAAGGCAUUAGACUUUACCACCUACAUGUACUCACUGUUUGUGGACGAUCCAAUGCCUCGAUGGAAGGUCGAAUUUUGGGAAGAGUUAUGUAUCAUCACUUUUCACUUUGAGGUACUGUAUUGCAUUUGUUUGAAAAUAUUAUACUCUCUCUUCAUUUUUGUAUGGUCAGAGGCAAAUAUUCACGCCUCGCCUUUUCAGUAUCAGUUGCGGUUUUCCAUUGGCUCGAAGGAUAUCUGGCCAAGCAUUGAUAGAAGAUCAUGACUGUGUAAUGUACACUAUUUGCAGGCGGCGUUUAUGCGUGAGUCUUGAUUGACCUUAUAACAGUGAAAAUAGAGUAUCAACAAUCGCUCCUCCCGUCAUUGACUAUGAAGGCGUUCCAUGGACUCAAAACCUAUCAUAGUCGGCGGGGUCGAUCUAGAUGUCUCAUGGCGGGGGUUACGGGGUCUUUUUAGGUCCACUAGCAUUUCUUUUGGGUUGUCAGAUUCCUUUGUACACGAGUAAGAGAAAAUAUUAUCCAACAUUUACGGUUUAAUCGCAAAAUAUUUCAUCAAUGUAUUGAGAACGAUUUUUCUCACCAGUUUUCGGUCGUUUUAGCAGUUGCCAGAGAGUUCCCGAAAUUCUAAGUAGCCCGCGUGCAUUCUUCGUAUACACCUAUAGUCCCCGUGGUUGUACCUGGACACAAGUCGAUGUUGGCUUUAUGGUCACUAGUCGAUGUUGGCUUUUCUUACGGGGUAUCAAAUUGAGGUACGUCUUUAUAAUUUCUCCGAACGUACACAGACCUAUAGACGGAACACCUCUUGUUUGGAAUGGGCUAACGCGUAAAACGACAACCAUCGAUUCCAUGCCAUUGGCAUGUCUGUUAGUUUUUGUAAUUUAAUUGGUAUGAAGUUUUAUUAUUUGCAAUAAAAAUUGUCUCAUUGUAAAUUAUC